Fomitopsis serialis is the source of this 609-nucleotide messenger RNA. RefSeq lists its product as uncharacterized. The transcript has 3 exons. The record is from RefSeq and is a predicted model, not a curated record. The coding region runs from base 241 to 408 and encodes 55 amino acids. Lineage: Eukaryota; Fungi; Basidiomycota; Agaricomycetes; Polyporales; Fomitopsidaceae.
GGCAAGCUUAACCGCGCGGGAUUGGCUUUCACACCCAUAUUUUCAUUACCAUCUAACAGCCGGACUCGCUCGCUGCUCCCCUCAUGAUCACCGGUCGACCAUCGACUUCUGACAACUUCGACCACCGUAGAAACCACACGUCAGUCACACAUUACUAAAGACAUCCGAAGCACACUGCCCGCUUCCUCAUUUUAUCAUAAACUCGUUUGCUUUCUUCAUCCCGACGAAACAUCAUUGCAGAUGCCCUACGCUCAGUUGUCGGGGACAAUUUUCAAGGAAAACGGCCCAAAAAGAUUGAGCGCGCUGCCGCGACGGACUCGUAAUCGCGGGACCCAACCAAUGCCAGCAGACAAAAGCGGCGAUAUCGACUUCGGACGAAUGACUUACCAUCUCACCGCUCGCCACUAGACCCUAGCGCCGCAGCAAAGAUCUCCAGAACCAGACUUCCUCGUAGGCUUGGGCGCAGCCGCUCGCGCAGACUGUGCGACGUCCGCGCUUUUCUCGCCGCCUCCGCUCCUGUCGACGUGGAACCGGCAUCCGCCUUCGGAUGUGCUCGCUGAUCAGCGGGCACCUCGACUUCCCUCGGUCCUUCAAGUUCGUGCUUCAGCC